UUUAAUUAACAAUCGCAACUUCAAAAUGACUCCUAAAAGUCAGGUGUUUUAAUUGAAAGGGGAGCUUUCUUAUGUAAGUAGACAAAACUAUCCUCCCUAAAUUUACUCAGAAGAUUCAAAUUUAGCAUUUAACAUGUUUUUUUUGAGAACCUCUUUAUAUUAGUAUUAGGAUUCAUUUCAUCGAGUAUGUCCUUUUAUAGGCGUUUAAUAGAAUCCAAAAAAUGUGGAUCUCUUUACGAUAGCCUGUGAACAACCACUGUUGUGUGGUUCUAGAUUUUUUUUUUUUAUCACUAAGAAGCAUUAAUUUGACAGCUCUUCUACAGUUCUACUACCUUCUUGACUGAUAUCUCACAUUCGAUCUAUAAGUUAGCAAAAUUUAUGUGGUUAGCUGUCCUAUUAAUUAGCAAGAAAUUGGAACCACAAAUGAGAGAUUGGCUCCGCCUAAUAUGCGUAUAUAUUUUUAUCCAAUUAGCCUAUAAAAAAUCAUCUUGUACGUAAUUUUUUCUAGAAAUUUUUCUUUUGUACCCAAUUAGGUCGGAUUCGGGUGGAUAUUCAUGGUUAUGGAUAUUUUUGCCAUCUCUGCUUCUAAUCACCAGCCUUGGAACUGCAUCAUUGUCUUAUAUCUUAUGCAUAAGGAGGCUUCUGGAGUGUUGCUUCCUUUCCACCCUAUGUGCAAGAGGCUUAAUCUUACCCAUUUAAUGUUUGCUGAUGAUAUGCUUCUGCUCUUUGAUGGUUCAAACUCUGGUCUUCAGACAAUCCAAUUAAUUUUGGAUGACUUUAGCUCCCUUUCUGGUUUGGUGUCAAACCCAUCUAAAUGUGAAUUAUAUUAUGGGACAUUACCGUUGUAUUGGCAGAAGCCGAUGAUUGAGAGGGCUGGUUAUAAGUUGGUUUCUCUUCCUGUUCAAUAUUUGGGACUACCCCUUAUCCCUGGAAAAUAGACAAUUAAGGCUUGUGAGCCUCUUAUUGAUAAAUUUACAACCAAGAUCAAUGGUUGAAGAUCGAAGUUUCUUAGUUAUGCAUGGAGGUGUCAGUUAAUUAUGGUUGUCCUUUACAGUUUAACACAGUUUUGGGUGGCCACUUUCAUUCUAAUUAAAGCUCUAAUCAAAGAGAUAGAAAGAAUUUAUAGUGAUUUUUUAUGGGGGUUUAAGAAGGGAGGUAGGAAGAAAGCUGUUGUAGCUUGAAAACAUAUUACUUUCCCAAAGAUAAUUGAGAAUGGCCUAGGGCUAAGGGAUUUGUCAAUUUGGAAUAUAGCUUGUGUCAUUCGUCAUAUUUGGGCUAUUUUGGCUCAACGUGGAUCUCUAUGAGUUGCCUGGGUGAAGGAGUAUAAACUGAAGUGGGAGGAUUUCUAGUUGGUGGCAAAGAAAGCUGUAUCGUGGAUCUAUAAUAAGCUGCUGAAGUGUAGAACCACAGUUGGAUCUAUAUUUCAGGUCCAGGGGUCUAAGGUCCUUUGGAAUGGAGUGGUCAUGGGAAAUUAUAGUGUCAAAAAGGUUUGGGAGUCCGUGGAAGUCUCUUAUCUGGACCCUUCCAACUAUACCAAAGGAUCAGUUUUUGGCAUGGAUGGUUGUGAAUGAUUAUAUUUAUAUUUGUGAUAAGAUGGCUAGUUGAGGCUACUCAGGUUCUUUAGCAUGUGUGCUUUGUGAAACUGGUAAUGAGACUAGAGACCAUUUGUUUGCCUUUUGUCCAGUCUAUCACUUUUUUUUUAUUUUUUUUUUUUUGCGCAGGAUUGUUCUCUAAGAACUCUGACAGGAAAGUCUUGGAUCAGUGGGAGUUGGAGCUGGCUUGGCAUAUGAACCGAUUCAAGUGUAAAGCUGUCGAUGCUUGUGUAGGAUAAAUUUGGAGGGCAAUGGUGGGAUUAAUUUGGAGGGAACGAUGAUGUUGCCUGAGGUAUGGGAGUAACAUGAUGAGCAGAAGUCAUGAAGUGCUACUGAAGGUAAUAAAAGAAGAUGUGUGUAUUGUUGUUGGUCGAGAAAAUAUGUCCCAAUUGUGGUCUAUUUUAUGUCUCUUGAUGUCCUUCGCUGCUGUUGAGCUUGUAGUUGUGGCUAUAGUAGUCCUAGGUUAAUACUCCACAUUUUUAGAUGAACAGAUUAUAUACAAAAUCUUGAUGUUUACUUUAGUCAAUUGGCAGGGUGUGUUGCCAAUAAGUACUUUAGUUUUUUUUUAUGGAAUAUAUAAUAUUGUUCAUAAAAAAAUUAAUGCAAGGGCCCUUAGUUUUGAGUGGGGAAAAAAAAAUCCAGAUCUAUGUUUAUGCAAGGAAUCCGCUCCGGAAUGGGAGAUAAGGCACAAAUAAAACCAACCAAAACCAUGCUACUUACACGAGUAAAAUCAAACGAGCAAUAUCCAAAUUAUCAUCCCAUGCACACAAGGUAUUAAAAAACUACUUAGAAGCUCGGUGUAUCAUCGUCAUCUAUGCACAUAAAUAGAUUGCUCGAUCGGCUUGUUUAUAUAUUCUACCAAUUCCCUGAUGAUGAGGGUUAUUAAGCUUCUCUUCCAUUUUUGACUAAUUGAUUCAUCAUUAGUACUGCUGGCACAGAUUAUUAACUGGACCACCUUUACUUCCCUAAUCCCUACUGAAUCUGAAUCAGUACUACUGUACUGAUGCAGACAAUUAAUAUGCGGCAGACGCGUCAAAGCUAGUGCCUCGAUCACCAGGCCAGAUAACACAAAACUUAUAACUGCCCGCGUAGUUAUUGAGUAGUGUCAUAUAUAUUAUUCCUACCAUCUCAAUGUUAAUUGUUAAGGCUGGAAAAAAAAAAGAGGUGGGAACAAACAAAUAAAUGGCAGCUAGACCAUAGUACGUACGUGUCAUUAUUUCCCUUGUCCGUGAAAAGGCAUAGGAAAUGGUUAUACGUCAAAGAGUACUUCAUUGGACCAAUGAGAGAGAGCCAGCUCGUAGGUUGGCAAAUCGCCGUCCCGAUUGGAGACUUUGAUUGCUGGGGAGUGGAAAACGCAUUAAAUACCGGCCCAACCAUCGAUCAACCAACUAACCAGCCCGGCCGACCCACGACGGAAACCCAUCCUCUACUUUGUCUAUAUAAAGUAAACCCUCCUCCGGGAGCUUCAAUAUUCACUCACCCAGCAGUCUUCUAUCGACCAGCUUUCUAAAACAGCAAAACUUUUCCUUUACAUUUCUCUUAGUCCUACUAUCUAGUCUUUGUGCUGUGAAAAAUGGCGGGUGCAGCAGCGAAGAUGGUGUCGAUGGUUCUGGUGUGCGCCUUGGUGGCAGCACCAUACAUGGCGGCGGUGGAUGCCAUAACAUGCGGUCAGGUGACGAGCAGCCUGGCCCCAUGCCUCGGUUACCUGACCGGAAGUGGGCCGGUCACCCCGGGAUGCUGCAACGGGGUGAGGAGCCUCAACGGUGCCGCCCAGACCACACCUGACCGCCAAGCCGCUUGCGAGUGCUUGAAAUCCACAGCUGGCUCAGUCCGCGGCCUCGACCUCAGCAAGGCCGCUGGCCUCCCCGGUGCCUGUGGUGUCAACAUUCCCUACAAGAUCAGCCCCAGCACCAACUGCAAAUCCAUCAAGUGAAGCGUACGUGUAAACGAACGAAAGCAGGGAAUUAAGCGGUCAUAUUAGGUUCUGCCCUUAUAGUUAAUUAUUAUCAAUAACAAUAAUAAAAUGUGGUACGAGUAUGGGAGACAGCUGGUAUAAAGUCUCAACUACUCUAGUACGUACGUAGUACUGUGGUGACCCUUUAUUCAGUUAUUGUCUCCCCACAGGUCUAUGGAUCCUUUGUGUUUUGUAACGUUAGUUGUGAGUUCGCCCCGGGUAUUGUACUGGGAUUCAUGUAUGUGUGGCCACCAUAUGGUCAAUGCUACGUACUUACUUUUAUGUAAUGAAAUGAAAGUGGCGAGCGGUAUGCAUAUGCCACUUCAUUAUCUCUUUACUAUCUACACAAUCACUAUUGCCUAGCCACCACCUCAAAUUAACCUCUCGGGCUUAUGGUGAAUCUAAUUAUUAGUAAUUAAUAUCCAGAAUUUUUCCUCAUUCAUAAUACACAAGGUCAAUCGAAUCAAACCUGAAAGAUUACGCAACACAUAACACUGAGAUUACGUGGUUUCCCCAACGAUGAUGAUCGUUGAGACUAGUCCACGAGAGAAGGCUGUGAUCUCUUAUUCACGUUCACAGAAGCAUACAUCGGCCGAAGCCCUUCACCAAUACAUAUAUACUCGUCCACCCCAAACGCUAACCACGUCAGAAAAGGAAAAUUAUGUACAUGACGAAUUACAAAAAGGUACUUAAACCUUCAACUUCCAACACCCUCCCUCAAAUUAAUAUUGAUGGUGCUGGCGCAUCAUCAAUUUGUGAGCUAAAAACCAAUGUCGUGCAGAAGCAACCGCCUUAGUUAACAAAUCUGCCGUCUGAUCCUCUGACGUGAUAUAGGCAAGCUCAAUAGUCCCCUCCGUCAUGAACUGGCAAAUGUAGUGAACACGAACAUCAAUGUGUUUGGUGCGAUCGUGGAGUAUUGGGUUGGUGGCAAUCCGAAUCGCGCUAGUAUUUUCGGCAUAGAGACGAAUAGGAGUGCGCGACACACUACCCCAAAAUCAGCGAACAAAUGCUGCAGCCACUCCAGUUCAGAAGUAACUUCACUCAUUGAUCGAUACUCUACUUUAGUAGAAGACUUCGCAACCCAAUCUUGUUUCUUGCAGCGCCACGAGACAAAAGACUGCCCAAACUUCACACACCAACCAGACGUUGACCGCCGAGUAUCUAAGCAACCGACAUAGUCAGCAUCAACAUAAGCCUCAAAACAGGACUACCACCCACUGAAAAAUGUAAGCCUACAGUCUGCGUGCCCCGGAGAUAAUGUAGGAUCCGCUAUACAGCACACCAAUGGUGAGUGUGAGGUGCAGACAUAUACAGGCUACCAACCUCUACUGCAGAGGCAAUGUCAGGACGAGUGUGAGUAAGAUAUAUCAGACUGCUCACAAUACUACAAUACAGAGUACCAUCCUGA
Linum trigynum is the source of this 4954-nucleotide messenger RNA. Lineage: Eukaryota; Viridiplantae; Streptophyta; Magnoliopsida; Malpighiales; Linaceae. The record is from the annotation of a GenBank genome assembly.